Molecule: messenger RNA, 820 nt
Organism: Cannabis sativa
Lineage: Eukaryota; Viridiplantae; Streptophyta; Magnoliopsida; Rosales; Cannabaceae
Exons: 3
Coding region: 188-820 (210 amino acids)
Source: RefSeq, a predicted model, not a curated record
UGCAUUAGGCUGAAUUAGAGGAGAAGCUUAGUCAGGGACAAAUUCAGGUCCAGGGCCAAAACGAUAUCCUCACGUAGGCGCUCGGGACACCAGAGCAUCCUGGACGUGUCAGGGCUGCUGGGUAUGCUAUUACUUCAAAUGUUAUUUAUUUAGUUACACAAAUGAAAUCGUUGCUAAUUUGCAUUUUAUGAUUUGUAGGUUCCUGACCAGGACAUCUCAACUGUUCGGCAGGAAGAAAAGGGAAGUGUCUGAUGUUGUGGCUCGGCAAGCGAAGGAGAUUGAAAAAUUAAAAGCCGAAGUCCAAUCCCUUAAGCAGCAGAGGAACGCUGCCGAACAAGAGGAAGAAGGAGAGGUGGCUGGUGAGGCGUAUGUUCCACAACCAUACGCUCCUCAGGAUGAGGUACAACCACAAAUUUAUGCUGAGGAGUUUAUUUCCCUCAACGACCAAGGUAUCCUAUACAAUUUUGAUGACCAUGCGGCCCUUAAUCAGCAAGUAAAUCUCUGCUCUGACAACAUCGACAAUAUUGUGGCCCGAGGGUAUUUGUACGAGCAUGUGGGUAUGAUCAAAGUUCACUGCCAGGAUUACGAUGAUUCACAUGCCCGGAUCAUGGUUUCGGAAAUCCUGCAAGAGGACGCUGAAAUCCCAGUCCCAAUUGAAGAGUGCAGAUAUGUUAGGGACGUAUACCAGAUGUUCCUUCCUUGGCCUAAACACUUAAUUUUAACAACCGAGGGUCCACUCGCUCAACCGCCCUCAAGACGUGAUGCGUCAAAGGGGAAAGCUCCGAUGCUUUCUCCACAAGGCCGUGGUGCUCAAAGAUAA